AUGGCGGAGCGACUUAAAAAAUUGCUACCCAAGUUAAUAUCAGAGAAUCAAAAUGGCUUCACCCCCGACAAGGAGAUUGCCGAUAGCAUCAUUUUGGUGUCUGAAGUCAUCCAUUUAAUCUGCAAAGAGAAACAGAAAGAAUGGAUCGAAAGCAUUAAAUUUUGUAUUUCUACGGUUAAUUAUUCCCUUAUUGUCAAUGGAAAUGUACGUGGUUUCUUUGGUGCCACUAAUGGCUUGUGCCAAGGAGAUCCUUUAUCUCCUGCCCUUUUUGAGUUAAUGGCAGAAGUCCUAGGGAAAUUGAUUAAAAAAAGACAUACAUAUAACAUAUGGAAAGGGAUUAAAGUGCAUAAUCAGUUGAAUGCCAUCACCCACUCCCAAUUUGCUGAUGACAUCGUGAUAUUUGGGGAAGCAUCAUUGGUUGAAGCCAAGAACAUUAUGAGUACGCUAAAGCUCUAUUCUGAGCAAUUCGGGCAGCUGAUGAAUAAUCAAAAAUUGCAGUUAUUUUUCUUCAACACCGACAGACAGACACAACUCAGAAUUGCAAGCCUUUUUGGAAUUAUUGUUUCAGAACUCCCAAUUAAGUAUCUUGGCAUUCGAAUCGAUAAAGGUGGCAGGCAACCACAGAUUUGGGAUGAUGUGAUAAAAUCUUGUAUGUCUAAAUCAGAAAUUUGGAAGAAUAUAUGGUUAACAUAG
Messenger RNA from Cryptomeria japonica (Japanese cedar), 693 nucleotides. RefSeq lists its product as uncharacterized. The record is from RefSeq and is a predicted model, not a curated record. Bases 1 to 693 code for a protein of 230 amino acids. The transcript has 2 exons. Lineage: Eukaryota; Viridiplantae; Streptophyta; Pinopsida; Cupressales; Cupressaceae.